AUGGUGACUCUACUAUCUUUCAUCUUGCUUCUACUCUUCCCCGUUCUCUUCUCAUUAAUUUACACCAAGAAGAUCAAAUACUCUAAGCAUAAUCUUCCUCCAAGUCCACCAAAGCUUCCGUUCAUCGGAAACCUACACCAGCUCCGAGGACUACUUCACAGACGUCUUCACGAUCUCUCCAAGAAACAUGGACCCGUCAUGCUUCUCCACCUAGGGUUUGUCCCAGUCCUUGUAGUCUCAUCAAGUGAAGCAGCUGAAGAAGUUCUCAAAACACAUGACCUAGAGUGCUGCACACGGCCCAAGGCUCUCGGCAUGCAGACUUUCUCACGUAACGGUAAAGACAUCGGUUUCGCUUCAUACGGUGAGGAGUGGAGAGAGCUGCGCAAACUUGCUGUUCUUGAGUUCCUCAACGCGAAAAGAGUACAAUCUUUUAGGUAUAUAAGAGAGGAAGAGAAUGACUUGUUGAUCAAGAAACUGACAGAAUCAGCUUUGAAGCAAUCUCCUGUGGAUUUGAGCAAAAUUCUUUUCUCUCUGACUGCUAGUAUCUUAUUUAGAUCAGCCUUUGGACAGAACUACUUCGAAAGCAAGCAGAUCAGUAAGGAAAAGAUCGAAGAAUUGAUGUUUGAAGCUCUUGCAAAUAUGACUUUCAAGUUCACUGAUCUUUUCCCUGUUGCUGGUAUUGGAUGGUUUAUAGACUUUGUGUUAGGAGAACAUAAGAGACUUCGUAACGCUUUUCUAGAGGUAGAUAGUUUUGUGAGGAAAGUGGCUGAUGAUCACUUGAAGAAUAGGCAUGGGGAAAUAACUCCAGAUCGUCCUGAUAUUGUCGAUGUGAUGUUUGAUAUGAUAGAGAAACAAGAACAAGAUGAGUCUUUUAAGCUCACAACUGAUCAUGUCCAUGGGGUUAUCUCAGAUCUAUUUCUUGCUGGAGUAGACACAAGUGCCAUCAUCAUGAUUUGGGCGAUGGCAGAGCUCAUUAGAAACCCUAGAGUGAUGAAGAAAGCUCAAGAAGAGAUUAGAACAAGUAUUACAAUCAAACCAGAAGAGAGAAUCUCGGAAGAAGAUCUUGACAAAGUUCAGUACUUGAAACUUGUGGUGAAAGAAACCUUAAGACUACACCCAGCUGCUCCUUUGUUACUCCCAAGAGAGACAAUGAGUCCACUAAAGAUUCAAGGCUACAAUAUUCCUCCAAAAACUCUUCUUAUAGUCAACGCAUGGGCCAUAGCACAGGAUCAUAAACACUGGGAGAAUCCAGAGGAGUUUAUCCCGGAGAGGUUUAUGGAUUGUCCUGUGGACUACAAAGGACAUAGCUUUGAGAUGUUGCCUUUUGGUUCUGGUCGUAGGAUGUGUCCAGGGAUGGCUUUCGGGAUUGCAACUGUUGAGUUGGGAUUAUUGAAUUUGCUUUACUUCUUUGACUGGAAGUUGCCAGAGGAGAGUAAUGGUAUGGACAUGGAAGAAUCUGGUGAUGUCACCACUGUUAAGAAAACUCCUCUUGAGCUUGUUCCGAUUCUUAGGUCAUAG
This is a messenger RNA of Eruca vesicaria subsp. sativa (arugula), 1518 nucleotides long. NCBI's taxonomy places the organism in Eukaryota, Viridiplantae, Streptophyta, Magnoliopsida, Brassicales, Brassicaceae. The record is from the annotation of a GenBank genome assembly.